Messenger RNA from Rotaria sp. Silwood2, 3630 nucleotides. NCBI's taxonomy places the organism in Eukaryota, Metazoa, Rotifera, Eurotatoria, Philodinida, Philodinidae. The record is from the annotation of a GenBank genome assembly.
AUGCAAGCAGUUCAAACUUCAAAUUAUUUUAUUGUACGUUAUAAAUCUUGCCAAUUCGCAACAUAUGCACGUGAAAAACUGCAUGCAUUUCAGUUUCCCGAUGGUGAAAUUUUAUCAGUACAGUAUUAUGAUGAAAAAAUUGUUAAUGAUCUUAUAAAUCAAUCACAAAAUGGAAAAUAUGGAGAUACAUCAGGAAUUGGUCAAUUAAUUCAUCAAAUGAGCAAUUUGCAAGGAAGUCAAGAAGAAUAUGUAGAUUAUUGUAAUGUUCCAUUACCACCGAAACAAAAAUAUGCUUCAUUUGAUGCACCAGUUGCUAAAACUUUACACAUUAUACCUCAACGUCCUAUAUCUGAAGAUUUUAUUCGUGAUAUAUUUAAUCGAUUUGGAAAUUUAAUAGAUGUUCGUACGAUAAAUCCACAAUUAUGUUAUGUUAUGUUCAGUGAUGAACGUAGUGCUGAUACUGCUAUGGAAACAAUGAAUGGACAAGAAAUUGCAUUAGUUCGUAUACGUAUUAUUGAAAGUGAUAAGUCUGUUGAUUCAACAACAGCUUCUGUUGUACAUCGAAAACGUCAAAAAAUGGAAGAAGCUUUUCGUAUUAAUCAAAGAAAAAGCCGAAAAGCAAGAAAUGAUGUAGCUGUUCAAGGUACCAAUGACUCGAGUAUUUUAUCGAAAGUAUCAAUGGUUAAACUUGGAUAUUUUAAUGAUUUAUUUCUUCGAGAAUUUGUUGAUAAAGAUGUAAGACGUUCCCCAUCAAUAAAUCGGGGUUAUUAUAUUAGAAUGAAAGCAUUAGAAUAUGCUUUAAAUAUGUUUUAUACAGUUUAUGAUCAGAAAGAAGUACAGAUUGUUAAUUUAGGUGCUGGAUUUGAUGCAACUUGGUUUCGAUUAGAUGAUGAACGAAAACAACGAACACAUUUUAUUGACAUCGAUUUCCCAGAAGUCAUGCAACGUAAAUUAGCAUUAAUAGAAGUUCGUUCUCGUUUAAAUGAACAAUUUGAACCAAUUCAUACAUAUAGUUCAUUAGAAAAUUUCGCUGUAACAAAUGAAAAAUACUCGUUAAUCGGUGUUGAUAUGCGAGAUUCUUUAACUCUAAAUACACUUUUACAAACAGUUAAAGUUGAUGAAACAAAACCAACUUUAUUAAUAAGUGAAGUUGUUUUAACAUACAUGGGUCGAUCAAGUUGUAAUCGUGUUAUACAGUGGAUACUUGAUUUUUUUCAAGAAUGUAUUUUAUGUACUUAUGAACAAAUUUUACCAGAUGAUGGCUUUGGUCAAGUUAUGGUUGCACAUUUUGCUAAAUUAGGUUCACCAUUGAAAUGUAUUCAUCAAUAUCCAACAAGUGAAUCUCAAGUGCAACGUUAUACAUACUUAGGUUUUGAUUUUUCACUCUGUGUCAAUAUGCAUAAUUUUUAUCGAAAUUAUUUAUCAACUGAUGAACAUAAUCGUAUUGACAAAUUAGAACCAUUUGAUGAAAUUGAAGAAUGGCAAUCAAAAUGUGCUCAUUAUAUACUUUUAUUUGGUUUAAGAACACCAUCAAAUAUAUCAAAACAAUGGUUUGAACAAAUGAAUCAAGAUUUUACAUCAAUUAUUUAUUCAAAAAAAGAAAAUUUAAAUAAUAAUAAUAAUAAUAGUUGUAGUUUAAAUGAUGAACAAGUUAAACCUAAUAUUCAAUUUGAAAUUUAUCCAACAACUAUGACUUAUGCACAACGUUUUGGACAUCAAUCAAUAUUAAUUGAUGAGAAAUAUGUUUGGACUAUUGGAGGUUUUGGAACUGUAGAUGGAAGACAUAGAAGAUUAAAAACUAUUGAAGUAUUAAAUAUUGAUAACGGAGAUAUUCAAAGAUUAGAUAAUCACUUACUUGGUGAAUACGUUUUUCAUACAUGUCAUAGAUCAGAUAAUUUAAUAUUAUCAUUUUUCGGUCGUAAAAGUCCCGGAACGUUAAAUGCAUGUGCCUCAAUUGAUAUUAAUACUCUUCAAGUGACAAAUUUCAAUGAAGAUGAAAAAAUACUUCGACGAUGGCGUCAUUGUUCUUGUUAUAUAAAAGAAACAAAUAAAAUAAUAAUAUUUGGUGGUUACAUAAGUAUGUCAAAAUCAACAAAUGAUACACUUUGUUUACAAUCGAAUGGUCAACUGAUACCAUCCCAAUUUUCACAAACAAGACCAACAAAUCGACAUUCAGCUUGUUUCAAUGCUUAUAAACAUAUGGCUGUUCUUUCUGGUGGUAUAUUAGAAAAUGAUGAACCAACGAAUGAAAUUUGGUUAUUAGAUACAUCCAAAGAUAUUAUGAAUUGGACAUUGUUUCAAACAAAUGGAAGAGUUAUACCAAGAUAUUCACAUAGUGCAGACAUUAUUGAUGAUACACUUUGGCUAUUAGGUGGAAUGAAUGCUAAUGAACGUAGACCACCAGGUUUAUGUAAAAUUAAUUUAAUUACUGGUGAAGUUAUCGAGUAUAUAAUACCGACAAUGUGUGGUGAACAACCAAUCAUACUUUAUAAUCAUCAAACAGUGCUUUUCAAUAAAACAACAUUUCUGAUAUUAGGAGGCGGUGGAAAUUGCUUUUCUUUUGCCAAUUAUCUGAUUGAAAGUAUCGAUGAAACUGUCGAACCGUGCGAAGAUUUUUUUCAAUUUGCCUGUGGAACAUGGGUUAAAAAUACAAGAAUACCAGAUGAUGUCAGUGCACAGACUACUUUCAAUUUGUUAAGAACCCAAUUGGAUUAUAAUGUUAUUGAUCUUCUAUCGUCACCACCUGUAAAUAAUGUCAACGAACCCAAAGCCGUUCUCAAUGCUCGUCGCUUCUACAACUCGUGCAUAGAUGAAGACGAAGUUGAGGCUAAUGGUGUGGAUACUAUUCUCUCAUUGAUCAACACGGAAUUUGGUGGCUGGCCCAUACUUCAAGGAUCAUCAUGGAAUAGUGCAAAGUUUGAUCUGCCAAAUCUCUUGUUUCAACUGCGAAAAUAUUAUAGUAAUACUAUCUAUCGAAUUGACACAGCGUUUGACUUUACCGAUUAUCUUCGUCGUUGUUAUUUAUCUGGUAAUGUGAUUUUACAAGAUACGGACAUUGUAGCCGUUGGUGAACUCGAGUAUUUGACUAAUGUUUCAUUGAUUCUUAAGCAAGCUUCACCACGCACCAUACAGAACUAUAUUCUUUGGCGUUUCAUGAUGGGUGCAACUUCGCUUAUGCCUCAACAUAUUCGAAUGAUCAGACAACGAUUCGAUCGAAUUUUUCGUGGUACGAAUGCUGAACGACCACGUAAAGUAGCAUGUGGCAGUCUUGUCAAUGCUUAUAUGGGAUUUGCUGUCUCAAAGCUCUACAUCAAAAAAUAUUUCGAUGAAAAUGCUCUCAAUGAGUCUCUUGAAAUGAUAAACAAUAUUCGAGAUGUAUUCAUCGAAAUGCUUGAUAAAUCUACUUGGAUGGAUGCUGAAUCGAAAGAAAAGGCCAUCGAGAAGGCCAAAGUCAUGGAUCCGCAUAUCGGUUAUCCUGAAUAUUUGGGCAGUGAUAAUAAUACAAAACUCGAAGAAGAUUAUGCUGAGGCAGAUGGAAAUCUAACACAAGGCGAAGAUAUUGCUGACAAUGGUGGUCUUAGAGAAGCGUUUUUCGUAAAUAUAUUUGAGCUAUUAGCAUGCAUGCCCUAA